Messenger RNA from Klebsormidium nitens, 1587 nucleotides. The record is from the annotation of a GenBank genome assembly. NCBI's taxonomy places the organism in Eukaryota, Viridiplantae, Streptophyta, Klebsormidiophyceae, Klebsormidiales, Klebsormidiaceae.
ACGGAUUCUUUGACAAGGCGGAUCGCCCUGCCUAUUCCCCCAAGUCGCUCGCAAUACGGUAUUCAAGACCUCCAACAGCUCCAGAGAUGUGGCGCCCCUUCUCUCCCAACUUCUUGAAGUCUUUCCAGCAGAAAAGCUACCGGUAGGUUUACAUUUGCCAAGUAGGACCUCCACUGGUGUCAGGAAGAAGUAAGUGCUGGCGCUUCAAACCGUCGAUGCCCAUGUAUCGGAUAGACCGAAGGCUGCGAUGCGCUUUCGUGGGAUUCUGUUUUGUGAAAGGGGAAACUUCAAACAAUCCCCAGCAGAGUUGGGUCAAAACUGGAGACGGGCACCUUGCAUGCGACAGGCCGCCCGGGGUGGACAGCUGGGGUCUUCCGAGGCACCCACGUUUCUUCCUGUUACUUGGGUAGACUGCUGAGCUAGGUACUUGAUUGAGAAGAUGGCCGGCAAGAUCUGAACAGCUUUCGAACGCUGAGAAAAUUAGAUUGCUCCUGCAAAACCAGGGCGCCAAAUCUCAGGCCAAGAGAGAAGUAAUUACCACCCCUUCGGCAUAUAUUCUGGAUCUAUCUGUCUCAACUCAUCACGACCACCUCAUCCGUCCUGAGCUACUGGGUACUGCGAUAAGCGCAGCGCAAUCAUGACAACUGCGGCGCGCAACCUGCGCAUGCUGGUCCACAGCAGGCGGACGCUCCGCGCGCCCCUCUCUAGUUAUGUCUCCCCGCUGCAGGAGGCAGUCCCGCGCACCUUAGAUCCGGCCUGUGCAGUGCGAUCAGUAAACACAGACGGGGGGGCUGGCUCGGCGUCCAUCAAGGAAGACGAGCCACACUUUCGGACGGUGAAUGUGACGUCUGCAGGAGAGGGGAUGGCAUGCAGGCACCAGGCAGUGAAGCACGAGCUUACAACCGACGAGCCUGUAAGAGCAGGUGGCACAGACAAAGGUCCUGAUCCACUUAGUACUUUACUGGCCAGCUUGACUGGAUGCACCCAGUACACGGCGCACUCUGUUGCCAAGGAGAAGGACAUUCCGCUGGAGGGCAUCGACUUCGACGUGGCCGGCACGUUCGAUGUGAGGGGGUAUCUGGGCGUGGGCGACGCGCCCCCUUAUCUGCAAAAGGUCAAGCUGCACGCACACGUCAAAACCUCAGCCGAUCAGGCCGCUGUCGAGGAGUUGAGCAAGGAGGUGCUCCGGCGGAAUCUGGUGGCGGGGCUCUUCCGAAAGGCCGGAAUUGACAUGGACUAUAAGUUCAGCAAGGCCUCGUAAAGCAAGCGGUAUCCAUUAUAGAAAGAAGAGCAGGCUAUUAGCUGAUGUUUUGUGUUCUGUGAACGGCCAACCCCAACUGCCAUUGCAGUGGGAGUGAAGCAAAGAAAGUCAAAAGUCGCAACUUGUGUUAAUGUAAUUUACAAAACCGGCAUAUCUGCUCUUGUGUGAGCCGGAUGUCAGGAAGGACGACCGUCGAUGGAACGACGAACAGGGUGGACACUUCUAUGUAUACUACCUCUCACACUCUCUAAUGUCACCCCUUGUAAGAGUCCGCUCUUUCACGAGCAAAUGAAAGCUAUACAGUUGCAACGUCCAUAAAGCUGUGG